CUUUGAAAGGCGGCGGGAGGCGGCGAGUGCGAUGGCGAGCUUGGGUCUUCUGCUGAGAGUGCUGGGCCUGGUCCUGUGCGGGGCGGCGAGCCUUGGGCUGUCCGCUCCUCCCGCCCUCACCUCCAAGAAGCCCAUCAUCGGAAUAUUAAUGCAAAGGUGCCAUAGUGAGAACAUGAAAAUCCUGGGAAAAUACUAUAUUGCUGCAUCCUAUGUAAAGUAUCUGGAGUCCGCAGGUGCGAGAGUUGUACCCAUAAGGCUUGAUCUUAAAGAUGAAGAGUAUGAAAAGCUUUUCAAAUCUAUUAAUGGGAUCCUUUUCCCUGGAGGAGGUGUUAACCUCAUGAAGUCAGAUUACGCCCACGUGGCCAAAAUAUUUUACAAGUUGGCCAUACAGGGUUUUGGUAAUGGAGACUAUUUUCCCACGUGGGGGACCUGCCUUGGAUUUGAAGAGCUUACGUACCUGGUCAGUGGAGAGAACUUAUUAACCCUCACAGAUACUGUUGGAAUGAAAAUGCCACUGAACUUCACUAGAGAUCCAUUGCAGAGCAGAAUGUUCCAGAAUUUUCCUGCUGACUUGUUGCUGUCAUUAGCCAUAGAACCUCUGACUGCAAAUUUCCACAAGUGGAGCCUCUCUGUGAAGAAUUUUACAAUGAAUGAAAAGUUAAAGGCGUUUUUCAAUAUAUUAACUACAAAUACAGAUGGCGAUGUUGAGUUUAUUUCAACAGUGGAAGGAUACCGGUAUCCAGUGUAUGGUAUCCAGUGGCACCCAGAGAAAGCCCCUUAUGAGUGGGGAAAAUUAAAAGGCAUUUCCCAUGCGCCGAACGCCGUGAGGGCUGCGUUUUACUUAGCAGACUUCUUUGUGGCUGAAGCUCGGAAAAACAAUCACCAUUUUGAAUCCGAUGUUGAAGAGGGCAAAGCACUAAUUUAUCAGUACCGUCCAGUUUAUACUGGGAACAUUUCUUCGUUUGAGCAAAGUUAUAUAUUUGAUUGAAAGCCUUCAGUGUGUUAGCAGAGAAAUUUUGAUUAACUCCAUGAUUAAACUGUUGUAAUAACUUACUACUCAUGACGAUAAUAGAAGGCUACAGAGAUUCCUUUUCUAUGAUGUUACCGGCUGUGAUUCUUCAUUCAGUAUAUUUGACUGUUUAUAUCACAUUUGAUAAUCAGUCAGUGAGACAGAUACAUAAUCCGAGUGUUUUUCAUGGA
Molecule: messenger RNA, 1200 nt
Organism: Kogia breviceps (pygmy sperm whale)
Lineage: Eukaryota; Metazoa; Chordata; Mammalia; Artiodactyla; Physeteridae
Gene: GGH
Product: gamma-glutamyl hydrolase
Biological process (GO): tetrahydrofolylpolyglutamate metabolic process
Cellular component (GO): vacuole
Molecular function (GO): gamma-glutamyl-peptidase activity
Source: RefSeq, a predicted model, not a curated record